Molecule: messenger RNA, 1037 nt
Organism: Manihot esculenta (cassava)
Lineage: Eukaryota; Viridiplantae; Streptophyta; Magnoliopsida; Malpighiales; Euphorbiaceae
Product: KAT8 regulatory NSL complex subunit 3
Exons: 6
Coding region: 64-756 (230 amino acids)
Source: RefSeq, a predicted model, not a curated record
GCGAAAUUUAUUUUUGAUUCGAGGUUCAGUUUUCGGGUGGGUUGCGAGUUACUUGAAUCCGAAAUGGCUUCUUCUUCACCUCCGCCAAAGCGAAGGCGAAAGGAACAUGGCGAAGAUACAAACGACGACUCACCAAUACCACCGCCUGUGGUUGUCUUUGCUCACGGUGCUGGUGCCCCUUCUUCUUCCGAUUGGAUGAUCAGAUGGAAGGACAUGUUGAAAAAUGCUUUACAUGCUAUUGAAGUCGUCACGUUUGACUAUCCUUAUAUUUCUGGCGGAAAGAAGAGGGCUCCUCCCAAAGCAGAGAAAUUGGUGGACUUUCACAAAGAUAUUGUGAAAAAGGCCGUUGCUAAGUACCCUGAACAUCCGCUGAUUUUGGCCGGUAAAUCAAUGGGCUCUAGAGUAAGCUGCAUGGUUGCUGCUGAGGGUGACAUUGCAGCAUCGGCAGUAAUUUGCUUGGGUUACCCGCUUAAGGGCGUGAAUGGAGCUGUGAGGGAUGAAACAUUGUUGCAACUUGACAUACCUAUAAUGUUUGUUCAGGGUAGCAAAGAUGGGCUUUGUCCUCUUGAUAAGUUGGAAGCUGUUUGCAAGAAGAUGAAAUCACUCAACGAGUUGUACGUGAUUGAUGGUGGUGACCAUUCUCUCAAAAUUGCUAAAAAGCAUCUUCAAAUGAUGGGGUUAGCUCAAGAUAAAGCUGAAGAUCUUGCUAUCCAGGCUGUUGCAUCGUUUGUCUCCAGGUGUAUCGGAGGAAAAUGAUAAUUUAAUUUGUUUCCAGUUGUCUCAGGGUCAUCAGAAUAUUCUCAUAUCAGGCUGGACAAACUACUUUGUAUGGUUUUGUAAUUUCGUUAGGUUUAGAACAGGUGUGGCAUUCACUUCAGCAUUGACAUUGUUUGAUUGCCUGCCUAUUUCCGUCUCAGAAAGUUUUGUAUACCUAUGUCCGGGAAAUGAAAUUAUUAGGGGGCAGGGCUUUUGCAGGAAUGACUAUUUCAUAAAUAUUGCUUCAUCUAAUGUCACAAAUUGCUGUUUGCGGCGUUCAA